This is a messenger RNA of Eutrema salsugineum, 1626 nucleotides long. Its product is annotated as blue-light photoreceptor PHR2. The transcript is spliced from 4 exons. The record is from RefSeq and is a predicted model, not a curated record. Gene Ontology annotation, molecular function: DNA binding; FAD binding. Gene Ontology annotation, biological process: photoreactive repair. NCBI's taxonomy places the organism in Eukaryota, Viridiplantae, Streptophyta, Magnoliopsida, Brassicales, Brassicaceae. The coding region runs from base 69 to 1418 and encodes 449 amino acids.
UCGUCCUCAUUCAUCUCACUCUACAGUCUUCUCUAUUCUCUUCCCUGAAAACAAAAACAAAAACAAAAAUGGAUUCGAAUCUCGUAGAAGAAAACCCAAACCCAGAAACCAAAUCCACAGAAGAACCUCUCGCCAUUAUCCCUUCUUCUCUACCAAUCGCCUCUCUAUCUCUCUCCUUCUUUCCCAACUCCACCACCCACUUUCUCCGAUUCUCUCACCUUUUUUCUCAUCACCCAAACAAGGUUAAGAUCCCUACUCAAGCCUCUUAUCUCACCCAUCUCUCUCUAUCUUCCGUCUCUCCUUCGCCUUCCACCAGAAUCUCCUUCAAAUCCACCGUCUCCGCUAACCCUCUUCAAUCCCCUCUCUCCAUCGUCCCGCGUCGCCCCGUCGAUCCUUCCUCCGCCGCCGCUCUCCGCCGCUCUGCCGUCGUCUGGUUCCGAAACGACCUCCGUGUCCACGACAACGAGUGUCUCAACUCCGCCAAUGACGAGUGCGUCUCCGUCCUGCCCGUUUACUGCUUCGACCCUAGAGACUAUGGCAAAUCCUCUUCCGGCUUCGACAAAACGGGGCCCUUUCGUGCCCAAUUCCUGAUCGAUUCCGUUACGGAGCUCCGGAAGAAUCUCGAGGCGAGAGGGUCCAACCUCGUUGUCCGGGUCGGGAAACCCGAAUCUGUUCUGGUGGAAUUGGCCAAAGAAAUCGGCGCCGACGCCAUUUAUGCUCACAGGGAAGUGUCUCACGACGAGGUCAAGGCAGAAGGGAAGAUAGAGACGGCCAUGAAAGAGGAAGGCGUUGAAGUCAAGUACUUUUGGGGAAGCACUCUCUAUCAUUUGGACGAUUUACCAUUCAAAAUCGAAGAUUUGCCGUCGAACUACGGAGCAUUCAAGGACAAAGUCCAGAAGUUGGAGAUCAGGAAGACAAUCGCAGCAUUGGAUCAAUUGAAAAGCUUGCCCUCUCGAGGUGACGUGCAACUUGGCGACAUUCCUUCUCUGUUGGAUCUCGGCAUUAGCCCCAGUGCUAGAACCAGCCAGGAGGGGAAACCGACAAUGGCUGGAGGCGAGACAGAGGCGUUGAAUAGGCUAAAGAGCUUUGCAGCGGAUUGUCAAGCUCGAUUGAACAAGAAAAAUCAGAAAGGAGACAACAACAGUGUGUUUGGUGCAAACUUCUCGUGCAAGAUAUCACCCUGGCUAGCCAUGGGGAGCAUCUCUCCUCGUUCCAUGUUCGAUGAGCUGAAGAGAUCAGUUUCUGCAUCAACCACCCCCAAAACCCCAAGGAACGGACCCGGAGAUACUGGACUGAACUGGUUAAUGUAUGAGUUGCUAUGGAGGGAUUUCUUCAGGUUUAUAACCAAAAAGUACAGCUCGGCGAAGACGCAGGUCGAGGCGGGUCCUGCUACAGCCUGUACCGGCGCAUUUGCUUAAAUUUAGAAAACUUCAGGUGACCGGAGAAAUUAGAAUGCAUCUGAUUUUGCCCUACUUUUUUUUUUGCUACUCGGACAUGACUUAAUCGCUCUCUUUUAAAAGUGAAGGGUAUGGUUAAAUAAGCUUUAUUGUGCUCAAUCAAGUUGUCAUUUUCUAGUCCCAAACAUUGCCAGUCCUCAAUUCCAAUCUAAGUCUCCGCUCCUUUGAG